Molecule: messenger RNA, 1945 nt
Organism: Phascolarctos cinereus (koala)
Lineage: Eukaryota; Metazoa; Chordata; Mammalia; Diprotodontia; Phascolarctidae
Gene: CUNH7orf57
Product: chromosome unknown C7orf57 homolog
Source: RefSeq, a predicted model, not a curated record
AGCCUUGGCUGGGUUUUAAAGUUUCGGUUGCCCAGCGACGCCGGGUUGUUGUCGAGCUUGGGGUUGCCACGCCGGUUUUUCCUGCGGUCGCGCCCUGCUCCUCAUCCCGGCUCCCUCCUGGGCCGUCUUCAGCCUCCCAGCUACCCCGGGCCAGGAGUACAGUACGCCGUCCCCCAGCCCCAGCCUCGCCCGGACGGACGCUCGGCCCGGAGCCCGAGUGAGACGGACUAAAGAUCGGCAAGCACCCGGAGGUGGGCUGUCCUUUCUGUAGUUCACUUGCUCUUCGUAGUAUGUGUUGGGCGCUUAUUUGCACGGACUUGCAUGGACUGCAUCCUGUGUGGAACCCGAGAGAAGCAGGGAACUGAAGAAGGCGAGCGGCAGGGCGAGAACCCGGACCCUUUUCUAGCCUUUAAUGCAUCGGUCAGAAGAAUUGUGCUCGUUUGCUUACCUUGAUCUCCAAAAUGAGAAAUACUAGCAAGGACCUUACGCUACCUACCAGUCGCUAUGCCCCUUGUGAUUGGUAUUACCAUCUUCCAUUGAAAAGAUCUGAGAAGUCCUCAGAAAUUGCCCUUCCUCCAACAUCCCAGAUUCCAGGCCUGAGUGAACUUGCAGAGCCACAUAAUGAGAUUACAUUUGGCUCCCGAAGAAAUUGGAUAAAAGACACUGACUCAGAAUAUGUCAAACUUGCGAAACAAGGCGGCAGACCUGAUUUAUUGAAACAUUAUGCCACUGGUUCAAGAAAAGGCUCUCCUGUUGCAUAUUCUAUGCCUGAAUGGUAUACUCAUCACAGUAAACCACCAACUGCUGAACAGAAAGAAAUACAUGUAUCUUCCAUGCCAGAGUAUAUGGUUUAUGAAGAGUUUAACCCUGAUCAGGCCAAUGGUAACUAUGAAUCCAAAAGGGGGCCUUUUGAUUUUGACAUGAAAACAGUUUGGCAGAGGGAAGCUGAGGAGCAUGAAAAGGAGAAAAAAAAGGUGAAACUGCCAGCAAUUAACUCAAGGUAUGCAAGCAGAGCAGGAUCUACUGCUGGUUCUAAAGACAAUGCAAGGAAUAGGUUUUCAUUCCCUCCUGUGCCGGGUCACAAAAACAAUGAACCAACGAACUUCACCAAACUAAUUAGCAAUGGUUAUAAGGAUGAGUGGUUACAACAUCGUGGAGAUACAGGAAAAAAAUCUCCACCAACAUCUAAAAUUUCAGAGGCGUCUGAGUCAUCUGUGACUACUCCAUUGCUUCAAGAUUCAGAGGUUCCAGAAAGUCCUGAGAAACCUGAAGAUACACCAGUAUCUGAGUCUGGAGAAACACCGAAGGAACUCGAUUGAAAUCUGUAGCUAAUAUUAGAAAUAUUUUUUAAAAUGCAAAAUGUAAUGAUACUAUAAGCAACUAUAUUUAUAAAACCUUUAUUAUUAUCUUAUAUUAAACUAGAUUUUUAAGAGAUUAUCUAUCUUGCAGUGAAAUUUUACAUUCCUGCAGUAUAGAUCAUGUAUUUUUCUUACUUUGUUUCAUUUUUCUGGAUGGCAACAUAUUGGUCAACAAAUUAAAGUAAGACCUUUUUGUUACCUCUUUUUCUGCUGAACUGGUGAUUUCCCCACAUCAUUGAUGCCAAUUAUUUUUUCCCCUGCAUAGUACAAUAGGACAUAUCAGCUACUGCUUGAUACUGUUUGGUGGCAUUUCUGCUGAAAUAGACUGUUGAGACUCUAAUAGCCUGUAAGUUAUAGUGUUGAAAGUAAAAGGAUCUUAAUAAAACAAGGGUAUAAGAUGAUAUACGAGUUCUACUUAGUACUUUAAUUCCUCGUAGAAACAAUUUUAUAUGUGUUUUGAAAGUUAUAUAUUCAGACUGUUUAAUAUAUUUAAUACUAGAAUAUUAUGCUAUUGGUUCAUGUUAAGUAAAAAAGGUUUUCUUAAUUGUAUCUGCCUUGAAAGUUAUUAAACACUUAAUAUAAGAAUA